Laetiporus sulphureus 93-53 is the source of this 287-nucleotide messenger RNA. RefSeq lists its product as uncharacterized. Lineage: Eukaryota; Fungi; Basidiomycota; Agaricomycetes; Polyporales; Laetiporaceae. The transcript has a single exon. Bases 6 to 248 code for a protein of 80 amino acids. The record is from RefSeq and is a predicted model, not a curated record.
GCCGCAUGAUCGCGCACUCUAUUGUGCCCUCACCCUCAUCUACACCUGCCCCUCUGGGCCUUCUUUUCUACCUGCCUCUCUCCUCUCCUGCCUUACUCUUCAGCGACAGCGUCAGGCCAUAUCUAGUCCUCCGCCCUCCCGCGUUACCCCGGCUGCGCCCUGUGGGCCUCGCGUACCGUCGCCGCACGGUUUCCCUGAUAUGCCGACGGAACUUGACCCUGACCGUCUCGUGGAUUUUCCAGGCGUGAUUGUCGGAUCAGAACGGCUGACACUGGUGCUGCGAUGGA